Molecule: messenger RNA, 1371 nt
Organism: Closterium sp. Naga37s-1
Lineage: Eukaryota; Viridiplantae; Streptophyta; Zygnematophyceae; Desmidiales; Closteriaceae
Source: the annotation of a GenBank genome assembly
AUGCACCUAAAAAGGAAGCAGAUCCAACGCGACAUAGAGCUCAGUGAGAUGUACCAGGAAGAAGAGGAAGCCGAGAGGAGGAGGCGGCAGCUGAGGGAGAUAGAAGAACAGCAGGAGGCGCGGAUUCUAGAGGGGUGGGCUUACAUGGCGGUGGGGGCACCAGAAGGGGUAAAUGUGCAGGAGGUACGGCCACCAGACGGGGAGAAGAACCUACUCACGGAGAAGCCAAACCGGGAGAGGGGCCCUGAAGAUGACUGGCCCAUAGGCGCGGGGAUGGGGACAGAGACGGCUCGAGCAUUGCAGGAGCUAUUCGGGGGUUCAUUACCUGCCAUAUCCCCUUCCCACUUGCUAUAUCCCAACCCCACCUGCCACAUCCCCACCCCACCUAACCAUAUCCCCAUCCCCCCUGCCAUAUCCCCACCCCACCUGCCAUAUCCCCACCCCACCUGCCAUAUCCCCACCCCACCUGCCAUAUCCCCAUCCCACCUGCCAUAUCCCCAUCUGCCAUAUCCCCACCCCACCUGCCAUAUCCCCACCCCACCUGCCAUAUCCCCACCCCACUUGCCAUAUCCCCACCCCACCUGCCAUAUCCCCAUCCCACCUGCCAUAUCCCCACCCCACUUGCCAUAUCCCCACCCCACCUGCCAUAUCCCCACCCCACCUGCCAUAUCCCCACCCCACCUGCCAUAUUCCCACCCCACCUUCCAUAUCCCCACCCCACCUGCCAUAUCCCCACCCUACCUGCCAUAUCCCCAACCCACAUGCCAUAUCCCCACCCCACUUAACCAUAUCCCCGCCCCACCUGCCAUAUCCCCACCCCACCUGCCAUAUCCCCACCCCACCUGCCAUAUCCCCACCCCACCUGCCAUAUCCCCACCCCACCUUCCAUAUCCCCACCCCACCUGCCAUAUCGCCACCCCACCUGCCAUAUCCCCAUCUGCCAUAUCCCCAUCCCACCUGCCAUAUCCCCACCCCACUUGCUAUAUCCCAACCCCACCUGCCAUAUCCCCACCCCACCUCCAUAUACCCACCCCACCUGCCAUAUCCCCACCCCACCUGCCAUAUCCCCACCCCACCUGCCAUAUCGCCACCCCACCUGCCAUAUCCCCACCCCACCUGCCAUAUCCCCACCCCACCUGCCAUAUCGCCACCCCACCUGCCAUAUCCCCAUCCCACCUGCCAUAUCCCCACCCCACUUGCUAUAUCCCAACCCCACCUGCCAUAUCCCCACCCCACCUCCAUAUACCCACCCCACCUGCCAUAUCCCCACCCCAUCUGCCAUAUCUCCACCCCACCUGCCAUAUCCCCACCCCACCUGCCAUAUCCCCACCCCACUUGCUAUAUCCCAACCCCACCUGCCAUAUCUGUUAG